UUCAUUGAACUUUCCAGUGCUCGUAACCUCAAAUUCUGAGUAGUGUUUUUAGUGUGUUUACUCUACCAAAAAAUGUCUCUAAAAUGUGUAUUUUCUCAAACAUUUGCCAAUUUAUUGAGAAGAGCAAACCAUAGAAUACCACAAUGUUCUUAUCACACCACAAGCUGCCUAAAGAAAGCUGAAGAUCGAAGGGAAAUGCUGGCAUCCAUGCCGGUGAGAGAUGAAGGAACUGCUGGAGAGAAGGUUGUGGAUAUUGACUCCCUAAUUUCCCGGAGUUCAAGAACAAAGAUGUUUCCGGACGGAGACACAGCCAAUCAAUUGUUCAAUGGAAUUCCCUUCAAGGAGCUUCCCGUCUGCAAUAUCAGAGUCUCCAAGAAUAAUACAAUUAUCACUGUGGCCGAUCACAAGGGAGCAGUCAAGAUGAUCAGAUCCUGUGGAAUUGAGGGAUUCAAGAACACCCGAAAAGGAACAAAUAUUGCAGCUCAAGCGACAGCAAUAAGCAUCAGCGGAAGGGCUUUGGAAUUUGGCUUUAAGACCGUCCGGGUGUUUGUUCAAGGCCUUGGUCCAGGAAGAAUGUCGGCGAUUAAGGGACUCCAAAUGGGCGGAUUGGACAUUGUGUCAGUAACGGAUGGUACAAAAGUUUCCUGGAAUCCACCUAGGGCGAGAAAACAGAGGAAAUUGUAAAAGAACUUAUAAAAAAUUAGGUGAAUAAAGAUACAUAUUAGAAUAAAAAAAA
Phlebotomus papatasi is the source of this 736-nucleotide messenger RNA. RefSeq names its product 28S ribosomal protein S11, mitochondrial (gene mRpS11). Lineage: Eukaryota; Metazoa; Arthropoda; Insecta; Diptera; Psychodidae. Gene Ontology annotation, cellular component: ribosome; mitochondrial small ribosomal subunit. Gene Ontology annotation, biological process: ribosomal small subunit assembly; maturation of SSU-rRNA from tricistronic rRNA transcript (SSU-rRNA, 5.8S rRNA, LSU-rRNA); translation. The record is from RefSeq and is a predicted model, not a curated record. The transcript is spliced from 4 exons. The coding region runs from base 73 to 684 and encodes 203 amino acids. Gene Ontology annotation, molecular function: structural constituent of ribosome; small ribosomal subunit rRNA binding; mRNA 5'-UTR binding.